This is a messenger RNA of Halichondria panicea, 2627 nucleotides long. RefSeq lists its product as uncharacterized. The coding region runs from base 149 to 2479 and encodes 776 amino acids. Gene Ontology annotation, molecular function: oxidoreductase activity; copper ion binding. The transcript has a single exon. NCBI's taxonomy places the organism in Eukaryota, Metazoa, Porifera, Demospongiae, Suberitida, Halichondriidae. The record is from RefSeq and is a predicted model, not a curated record.
AUGAUAUAUAUAGAUUCUAGAUGCACUUGCUAUGGCUAGCAGAUACUAUUUAUAGCAUAAAACAAUUUUGGCACAAGGGCGCUCCAUAAUAAUUAUAUUAGGCAAACUAAACGAUACACUCUUGUAGUCAUCAAUUGAAGGACUCACCAUGAAUCUGUUUCUGGCUCUUCUCCCCCUUCUUCUGCUGACAGCUUGUGCCCUCAGUCAGACCAUUGAUAGAGACAACGUGAGAUGCGAUCUCCAGCAAAAAGUUUGCGAGUGUCGAGAAAAUGCUGAUGAGUGUGAGUUUACCCUUGUGAUAGAGAAGAUACAAACUUUCACCAGUUACACAAUCGAGGAAGUUGAUAAUGACCUUGUCGGUGUGAUGAAUUUUCGUGGAGACGAUGGAAGCUCAUACUACUUCAACGGUACUGGGCACUUGAAUCCACUAAAUACCGAUAGUGACCAUGUCUGUGUGGCCGACAAUGAAAACUUUGACUCCAUCAAAUGUACAGUGCCAUACACAGCUGACGGAAAAACAUAUCGUCCCUUUAUUGCUGUGAAUGGAAUUACUCCAGGUCCUACAUUGAUAGUAUAUGAAGGACAAAGAAUGAUUGUCAACAUUGUAAAUCAACUUCUCAGCGAAAGCACAUCAAUCCAUUGGCAUGGGAUGGACAUGAGAAACACUCCAUGGAUGGAUGGUGUUGUUCUGGUAACACAGUGUCCAAUUGACCCUUUUGAAACAUUCCAAUAUUACUUUGAAGCGGCACCGACUGGCACAUUCUGGUACCAUGCCCAUCGGGUAGAUCAAAGAGUAGACGGUCUGUUUGGUGGACUAAUUGUCCGAGAAUCUUCAGAGAGGCGUGCCAUGCUAAAUGGUGUACUUGGCAGCGAUAUAGUCGACAAUCCCGGCACGCAGACAAUGCACUUGCAUGAGUGGGCUGAAGCCACAACAUCGGAUCAGUUCAUUAAGAUCAAAGGUGGUUUGGGAUUCUUUCCAGGAAAGCCUUACGGUGAAAUUCCAUUGCCUCUUGCCGAACAAAAUGGUACCGCCUACACAUCUUAUGAAGCACUUUCGGGACCAGAUGGCUUAGAAGUAGGUGACUUGCCAUUUGUGUCUGGUCUUAUCAAUGGCAGAGGAAAACAUAUUGAGAUUCCGUACAUUAAAACACGUUUGGAAAUUUUCAGUAUAAGUAAUGAUGGCCGACUGUAUCGAUUCCGGCUGAUUGGAGUACAAAGUAUCUAUAUGCUUAAGUUUUCCAUUGAUGAACAUAAUUUGACUGUGAUCGCAACUGAUGGCAACCUCAUAGAACCAAUUGAAACACAAUUCAUUAUCCUACACACUGGAGAAAGGUAUGACUUUGUCUUGAGAGGUGAAAAGCCGAGAAAUGACAAAAAUGACUACUGGAUCAGAGCUGAAACGCUUGAAUUGGAUUUGAACUCUGCUGGACCACCAUACACACCUGUUGGAAAUCUUGCUGAAGGAAUACUUCAUUAUCAAUUGGACGGUGAACAACUUCCGCAAUCUUCUGACUAUGAAGCCAUUAAGCAGAGCUCUAUUCCCUUCAACACGGUUCAAUGUGGUAAAUUAGGUGGAUGCACAGCAAUUAACUGCCCGUUUCGAGAGUUUCACCCGUUGUACAAUAUUCAUUGCAUCCAUGCACACGAGUUAAGAAGGCUUGAGCCGUUACCACUAGCGGAGUUACCUGAAGCUGAAGUUGAUCCUGACUGUGAGGAUUGUGAGAUCUUCUUCAAUAUAGGUUCAGACAAUGACGCUCUAAAUGGUCGAAACAUGAAGUUACCGCCUGCACCUCCACUCACACAAAGAGAUGAUCUACCAUCCGAUCAGUUUUGUAAUGUUCAACAACCGUGCCCAAAUAACGAGCCUUGUAGCUGCACACAUUUGAGAAAUAUUACUUCUUUCAACAAGACAAUUCGAAUUGUUCUUAGCUCUGUAGGAAAGGAUGUGCUAAAUGGUGAAUCUGUUAGCCAUCCAUUUCACUUGCAUGGUCAUCAAUUUCAAGUGGUCUACAUCGGAUUCGGGUCCUACAAUGAGAGCACAGGCUUUCUAAGUGCACCAAAAGAUGGGAUUAUCUGUGAUGACACACUCUGUAGCAAUCCAUCUUGGGCCCCUGGAAGCAGACCAUCUUUCGAAACAUCUGACAAGACUGUUCUCAAAGACACAGUGAUCGUUCCUGGUGGGGGUUAUGUGGUGAUUCAUUUUCGAUCCAACAACCCAGGACUAUGGCUCCUUCACUGCCACAUUGUGCCUGAUCUCUUAGAGGGAAUGUCUGUUAUGAUUGAUGAGGUGAGGAGUCAACAAAAUCCUGCUCCAGAUAAUAUCAACAUUUGUGGCAACUUCAAAAUAUCACAGUCGCAGUUUUACGAAAAACUUGCUUUUAACCGUUCGAAUAGUGCCACAGAAGACAUUGGCCAUCCACUUGUCAUGUGGUCCAUUCUCUGCCUAGAUCUAGUUAUGUUGCUAUUUCAUGGAAUCUAAAAAACGAAAAGGGUACUCCUUAGGUGCUUAUAUAUACAUUACAUGGUAGCGUAUAGAACUAGAGGAGUCUAGUGUAGUUUCAGAACGAAAAUGUUAUACUAUGUUACAGAACUUAUAUUUUGCUGCUGAGAUAUUGUAUUAUGAUCGA